Molecule: messenger RNA, 2391 nt
Organism: Theileria annulata
Lineage: Eukaryota; Apicomplexa; Aconoidasida; Piroplasmida; Theileriidae
Exons: 1
Coding region: 1-2391 (796 amino acids)
Source: RefSeq, a predicted model, not a curated record
AUGACUGGGAUAUGUUUGCCUGAACCUUAUAACCCAAACACGCAAGUCAUUGGUCAGGGCAACACCGCACCUAAUUUUGCGGAAAAGUCAAAACAACUGACCUAUGAAUCUCUUAAGAAGAGUCCACCUAAAUAUGCAUCAGAAUAUAACGUAUUACAUGAGCCCAUAUCUACAAUCAGGCUCAGUAACAGUGUGUCCGAUACUCAUCGGCUUGGAAGAAACGUCUAUCAACCACCAGUUCAAAGAAGGACAGAAGAAAAAUCUAACCCAAACCACCUUAAAAAUAAUUUAAGUUAUAGUACAAAGUAUGACCAGUUGCCUGUUGCAGGAGUCAAAAUUCCAGUUUCUGGGAUGAAAAGAGUUGGAAUACCAAACAAAUUAAGUGGUGUAAGUAACAGAAAUAGAGGAGCCAAUUAUGAAUCGCUCACAUCAAGAAACUUUAACGACUCAUUUACUACCAACUGUGAAUAUCUAGAAAGAAUGUCAUCAAUUGAUAGCAAAGAUUUUGUCCCAUUUGAGACUAACGACCCAGACUUCUUAAGAAAUUUAAUGUACUAUGAGAAAUUGAAAAUGGGCCUUUUGGAUAGUUCAGAUAAGGACCAAACUCAGGUUAAAAGUAACUAUGAGACACGCAAUAAACUAAACGAUGUGAAUAAUCGCAAACAGAAUUAUAAUGAAAACUUGCUACAAAUGACUAAACCUCAGAACAAGUCUUCUCAGAUUCCAAAAUCGUCAUUUUCUCGUGACACAAAGAAUAAAUCUGAGGAAUGUAGAACAGAUUCGAAGUAUUAUGAGUUAUCAAAGGGAGAAUUAUGCAAUGGAAUCGCAUCGAUAGGAUUGGCUCUAAGUAAGGUGUUUAGGCUAACAGGUAGCGGAGUUUUGUUUCUAUGUAGUUCACUUACGGAUAAUUUAGAAGAAUUAAUUACAUCUCAUAAACAAAAGGACAAUAAAAGCGAAGAUAGUUCAUAUAUUAAUGAUAUUAGGAAUGCUAUGGCUAGUAUGUAUGACAAGGGUAAAGCUUAUAACUUAAAUAGUGAGAUUCACCACAAUGAAUCUGGUGGUCAAAAUCAUUACAAGUGUCAGUAUCCUUGCAGUUCACAUGACCAUAUGAAUAAGGAUUUACGACAUGUACCCUAUUUACGUGACACAUUUAACCCCAAAUAUGGUGUUAUGCGUGACCAUUAUAACCAGAAUUAUAACUUGAGAGAAAGUCAAGGUAAAAUGCAACAUUAUCAAGAAAAUUAUGGGAUUAAUAAGGGACUCGACACCAGACAUACUGUUUGUCAUACAGACUAUGACUACGAUAAGUAUGAUAGGCCCAUCAACAAUGAUUACAACAAUCCAAUUAUAUUAAACAAUAUUAGAAUUGACUACGACUCAGAUUUAGACGAUUUUGACAAUAAAAAUAACUUUAUUGACCUGAAUUCCAAUAUUUUUAGCAACUUUAGCAAUGGAAACAUCGGAGUUGGAAACUUAGACUACAAGUAUGAAAAUAAACCUGAUGUUAGGGGACAGUACGAUCUCAAGACUUCCAUACCAGUUUCCAAUCAGAGGAAUCCUGUUUCAAAUUUCAAGUUUACAAACUCUCCUAUGAUUAACAUGACGGCUCCAAAUGAUCGCAUAGGUCCAGGAGCCAAUCGCAUAGCUUCGGAUAUGAUUAAUUCCUUUGACUUUCACAAGACUGUUGACCAGGUUCAAAUGAAAAAGACCAAGGCCCCUCAGGAGCACUUUGCGGUCCCUAGUGUGGUAGGCUAUGGAUCAAAUAAUGCCAUGCCACCACAAACCUCUCCUGAACAUAACCAAAAUGACCUCUCUCUGUUAAAUACCCCAAAUUCAACAAACUCCCAAAACGGUAAUAUUAUCAUUAGGGCCACUCGAAGGCCUUCUGAAGUAACUGAUACUUCGAGUAGUUCCAGUACCAGUAACGCUAACACUAGUAGUGUGAACACGACCAGUGAUACUAGUUAUAACAGUAUAGACAAUACAACCAGCAGUACAAGUUCUAGUAAUAUAACUAGUAAUACAAGUUCUAGUAAUAUAACUAGUAAUACAAGUUCUAGUAAUAUAACUAGUAAUACAAGUUCUAGUAACAUAACUAGUAAUACAAGCUCUAGUAACAUAACUAGUAAUACAAGCUCUAGUAACACUGAUAGUAGCAAGAAUGAUAAUGUUAAUAACUAUACAACACCCGUUUAUAAAAAAUAUAAUAAUGAAGAGGAGAGAAUUAAUGAGAUAAAGAAGAUGGAGGUUAAACACGGCCUAAAUAUCAUUCUACAGGAACAGCAGAAGAAGAUAGAAGCUGAAACUUUCUCCGAUACGGAGGUAGAACCAAAUGAAAUAGAAUUAAAGAAGAAAGCAAAAAAGAAAAUGUUUAUAUUUUCAAGAAAAUAA